AUGGACGCUAGGGACUGUGAAGCAGCCUCAGAGGCCAGGCCCCCUAACUGCGCGGCCUCCUGGUGGGAAAUGGUCUUGAGGAACCUUCGAUUUUUUCCACGCUCCUGCUCGGCUCUUGGAAGAAAAAUAGCUGCCGAAUACCGAAGCUUCACGAGUAAAUCUUUCAAGGAACACAUUUUCCCUCCUCUGAUGAAUAUGCUGAUCUAUUUUAAUUUUUAUAAAACUCCCCUUGUGGAUUUAAAGAAACCUGAGUCACAGAUCAACCACACUGUGAACUUGUACCUCCGGCCUGAGCCUGGUGUGUUGCUCGGCGUCUGGCACACAGUUCCCAGCUGCCGGGGAGACGAGGCCAAGGGGAAGAGUCGCUGCUGGUACGAAGCUGCUCUUCACGAUGGGAACCCGAUUAUUGUUUAUCUUCAUGGCAGUGCACAGCACAGGGCAGCUCGUCACAGAAUUAAGCUGGCAAAGGUGCUGAGCGAGGGCGGCUUCCACGUCUUGUCCGUGGACUACAGAGGGUUUGGGGACUCCACGGGGACGCCCACAGAGGAGGGACUAACCACAGACGCUGUUUGUGUCUAUGAAUGGACCAAGGCAAGAAGUGGUAGAACUCCUGUGUGCCUCUGGGGCCAUUCUCUGGGUACAGGAGUCGCAACAAAUGCUGCCAGGGUGUUAGAGGCGAAAGGAUGCCCAGUUGAUGCCAUUGUCUUACAAGCUCCAUUCACCAACAUGUGGGUGGCGAGUAUCAACUAUCCUCUGCUAAAGAUUUACCGGAAGCUUCCAAGAUGUUUGAGAACACUUAUGGAUGCCCUUAAAGAAGACAAAAUAGUCUUCCCUAGUGACGAAAAUGUGAAGUUCCUGUCCUCCCCACUUCUCAUCUUGCAUGGAGAAGACGACAGGACAGUGCCCCUGGAGUGUGGCAAGCAGCUCUAUGAAAUAGCACAUAGUGCCUACAGGAACAAAGAAAGGGUCAAAAUGGUGGUCUUUCCUCCCGGCUUCCAUCACAACCAUCUCUGUAAAAGCCCCAUGCUGCUAAGAAGCGUGAGAGACUUCCUGAGCCAGCAGUGGGCGUGAGAGCUGAGAGCAGCAGCAAUCUCCAGUGAAGACAUGGUACAAAGGGCACAAGAGCUGUGUAGUUUCUUUACGUGAAACUGCAUGGGGCUGCUUGGAGGAGCUGAGGUCCCUGUCGCUUCCAAAGGUCACCUGACACUUGAAUAAAGAAAGCUGUAUGGAA
Messenger RNA from Psammomys obesus (fat sand rat), 1231 nucleotides. It is a transcript of the gene Abhd12b, whose product is annotated as abhydrolase domain containing 12B. NCBI's taxonomy places the organism in Eukaryota, Metazoa, Chordata, Mammalia, Rodentia, Muridae. Gene Ontology annotation, molecular function: phosphatidylcholine lysophospholipase A1 activity; monoacylglycerol lipase activity. Gene Ontology annotation, biological process: phosphatidylserine catabolic process; monoacylglycerol catabolic process. The transcript is spliced from 13 exons. The record is from RefSeq and is a predicted model, not a curated record. Gene Ontology annotation, cellular component: endoplasmic reticulum membrane. Bases 1 to 1071 code for a protein of 356 amino acids.